Messenger RNA from Penicillium egyptiacum, 1401 nucleotides. The record is from the annotation of a GenBank genome assembly. Lineage: Eukaryota; Fungi; Ascomycota; Eurotiomycetes; Eurotiales; Aspergillaceae.
AUGUCCUCUUCAUCGCUCGAAAAGGACAAAGACUUAGUACCCGACAGCACCCGGAUCGAAGUGACAAAAGCUUCAUUGCAUGAUUCCAUCGAGAAUACUGACACGGGGUGGUACAUCUGGCUCAUCGUAUUAACCGCCUCCAUCGGUGGCAUGCUAUUCGGAUACGACACCGGAAUCAUCUCAGCCGUCCUAGUCUACCUCGAAGAUAUUCUGGGUCAUCUAUUGUCAGCCAGUGAGAAGGAGAUGAUUACAGCGCCCUGCUCUGCCGGAGCAUUUGUGGAGUCCAUUAUUGCAGGUCUGACAGCCGAUCGAUAUGGACGCAAAGGGCCAAUGUACAUUGGGUGUGCUCCCUUCACGGUGGGAGCUGUCUUACAAGCCUCCGCAUACUCUGUACCGCAAAUAACAGUCGGCAGAUUGAUUGUUGGCUUUAGAGUUGGGUCCGCAGCAAUGAUUGUGCCAGCUUACAUUGCUGAAAUUGCACCGACCAAGCACCGAGGUCGAAUGAUCGGCUUGAACAAUGUUAGCAUCACCGGAGGCCAAGUCAUCAGUUAUGCUCUAGGCGCUGCUUUUGCGAGCUUUCUUAAUGGAUCGCGCUAUAUGGUUGGCCUGGGUGGUCUUCCUAGUAUACUGCUAGCUAUCUUGCUCCCGCUGUGCCCAGAGUCACCCCGUCAGUUGAUUCACUACGACAAACAUGAGGAAGCUCGAGCAGUUCUGCACCGCAUCUUCAAAGCCGCUACUCCUGAGCAAGUGCAGAACAAAAUCCACCUUAUUGAAGCCAGUGUUCGAGACUUUCAGGCUUCUACUGCUUAUUUCCGUGCUUUGGUGUGUGCCUCUACUCUGAUGACCAUCAGCCAAAUGUCCGGUUUCAAUGUUCUGAUGUAUUACUCCAGAACACUCUUCGCACUAGUCGGCUUCUCCAACCCGGUCACAGUGGGUCUCGUUUUCUCCGGAACCAAUCUACCAAUGACCUUAGUCAACAUGCUAGCCGUGGACUCCUUCGGCCGUCGACGACUCCUAGUAAGAACAUCUUGGGGCAUGUCGGCCAGCCUAGUCGCAGUUGCAGUCUCCUUUGCAUACAUCGCGGUGGACCUAGAGACGCUAGAAGUGACAACAAAAUCCAUCACAACAGCCGCCAUCAUUGUUCUACGCUCAAAUCUCAUUGUCUCCUCCACAUCUGUCUAUGAUGAAGGCAUCACACCAUCCGGCGCUUUUAGCUUUUAUGCAUGUCUAACCUUUAUUGGCUGGGUGAUGAUCAUAUUAUUUUACCCUGAAAUGUCGGGACUACAGAUUGAAGAGAUUCGCGAGGUUUUCAAGCUGGAUUUGGCGUCAGGUAUGGUUCGCGGUUGCGAAAGCAGCGUGCGGAGGAUAGUCGCGCCCGCCCUAACUGAGAUUGACUAUUGA